Molecule: messenger RNA, 2920 nt
Organism: Uranotaenia lowii
Lineage: Eukaryota; Metazoa; Arthropoda; Insecta; Diptera; Culicidae
Gene: Kif3C
Product: kinesin-like protein KIF17
Exons: 5
Coding region: 590-2815 (741 amino acids)
Biological process (GO): microtubule-based movement
Molecular function (GO): microtubule motor activity; microtubule binding; ATP binding
Source: RefSeq, a predicted model, not a curated record
CAGGUUCAGAAGCACGUGAGACGCGGUUGUCGAAGGAUGUGUGUCACUUAAGGUUGUGAUUUCACGGAGUGCGACGCGCACUAGAUACUGAAAGCGAUAGUGAAAAGUUCUAGAACUUAAGGAAAACUGCGGAUUUUCUAACGAAUGUUAUUCUGUAUAAACAGUUUAAGCCAAACAUUUUUAAACUUUAAACUGAAUGAUUGUGGCCAAGACUAGCACAAAGCGAGUGAAGAAUAAGGUCUUAGUGGAUAACGGUGAAUGUGGAAAAGAAGAAUCCCAACAGAAAAAUCGAAAGGUGCAGCUUUACAUGUCUUGCAUACUUCAUCACAACCAACGAGCUGCCACCAAAGCUGCCAAGUAACGGAAAUGGCCCUUGCGUGUGCUGUGCUGGUCAGCCAUCGUAAACAUUAUCGCUCAACUGGACAAUUCAAGAGACACGGAACGUUGAUUCAUAGAUAUCCCCCACUUGGGGAAAUACCAUGUUCCUGGACAGCAGCUCUUUUGUCCCACGCGUGGUUGAUGUAGUGAGCGUUUCGAGAAGAUAAUCUUUUUACAACGAAGAAGCAACAUUAGAAAUCUAGAACGAACAAUGGCGGAGAACGUAAAAGUAGUGGUCCGCUGUCGGCCUAUGAACAAACGAGAACAACAAGCGGGGUACAAGAACAUUAUACAAAUCGACAAUUCUUGCGUGAAUUUGGACAAUCCAAGCGAUUCGAACGCUCCACAGAAGUCGUUCAAAUUUGAUAACACCUAUGGUUAUGCAGCUACUACGGAGAACAUUUACAGCGACAUCUGCUAUCCGCUAGUGGAGAGUGUACUCGAAGGCUACAAUGCGACUAUUUUUGCGUACGGUCAGACUGGAUGCGGAAAGUCGCACACCAUGCAGGGCACAACCUACAACGUAGCGGGAGUGGAUCCAAACAAUGCCAACAACAUCGGUAUCAUACCGAGAUCUUUCGAGCAUGUAUUCGAAGCAAUAGCUGUGAGCAGUGACGUGCGAUAUUUGGUGUUAGUGAGCUACUUGGAGAUUUACAAUGAGACCAUUAGGGAUCUGUUGCAAGUUUCCGGUGGUAGCGGACCGAGUUUGGCGCUGAAAGAGAUUCCUGGUGAAGGAGUCACGGUUCAGGGGCUUUCCAUGCAUACAGUCCAUGGGAUGAAGGAAUGUAUUGAGCUGCUGGAAAUGGGAGCUAAAAAUCGCAUCGUUGGAGCAACGUUGAUGAACAUUGAGAGUUCUCGAUCACAUUCAAUUUUUACCAUUAGUCUAGAACAAAUGUCAACAAAUGGCAGUAAGGAUGCUGUGAUAAAGCGGGGGAAGUUGAACCUGGUCGAUCUAGCCGGUUCUGAGCGUCAAAGCAAGACAGGAGCGACUGGCGAUCGGUUGAAGGAAGCUACCAAAAUCAAUCUUUCCCUAUCUGCGCUGGGAAAUGUGAUCUCGGCACUGGUCGAUGGAAAGACAAAACAUGUACCUUACAGGGAUUCUAAACUGACAAGGCUGCUUCAAGACUCGCUUGGCGGGAACACGAAAACUUUAAUGAUAGCAUGUAUAUCACCGGCGGAUUCGAACUACGAUGAAACCUUGUCAACGUUGCGCUACGCGAGUCGUGCAAAGAGUAUUGCAAAUAAACCUAAAGUGAACGAAGAUCCCAAAGAUGCCAUGCUGAGAGAAUAUCAGCAAGAAAUUAAACGAUUGAAACAAAUGCUUCUCAGUGAAGGCAAAUCGCUAGAUGUGGAUCAAGAAAGUACUGCUGUGCCUCCAACACCGCUUAUGAUUGAUGAAGAAAGGCGAUUACUAACAGGACAGUAUGAGUCGCAGCUUUCCAACCUGAGAAAGGAUUACGAGCAACAAAAAAUCGCCAAACAAGAGCUGGUCAAAGACAUAGAAAAAAUUAAAUCUUAUUAUGAGGGACAAAUGCAACAGCUGGUAUCAAAGAAACAUCCGCCCAAGACUACAGUUGAAGUCGUUUCAAACAACGUGGCAACGACUGUGCCUCCUUCUGUAGAUAAAAAGGAAAUCUAUGGUAGAAUUAAAGAAAUCAAAGAUGCACUUAUCGGUGGAGAACGAGCCAAUGAUGUUCAACUCAAAGAGAAGCGAUACAGAAACAAACUAGCUUCGGAAAAACGACUCAAUGCUCUGGCACACGUGAUCAGUCGUGUGGAGCAAAGCGAAGAUCGCGAUCUUCUUCAAGGCCAUUACACGGAUAUUCAACAGGAGCUUAAAGUACGUUACGAGCAGAUUCGGACCCAACGUAAACGGAUCAAAUCUUUAGAGCGUGACAUUUCCGACAUUCAGAGUGAAUUUCAAAUAGAUAGAGCGGACUACCUAGCUACUAUAAGAAUCCUUGAAAAGAAGGUUCUAUUCUUCGAUGCGGUGUUCCAGAAAGCCAUGCCAGUACUGAGGAAAGAUGGUCGGUAUUGGAAUCUCGAAGUUCUCGAAAUGGACUCGGAGUGGAACGACGAUCUGAAAAAAUGGAAACUUCCGGAUGAUGCUCUACUGAGAGUUCGAUUACCUCCAGCUGAAAACGGUAACAACCAAAACCAACCGCCAUCGUCGCCGGCCAAAUCUGGUAGGGACAGUCAAACUUCCCUGACGGCACCGGGACGAUUGGAGCGCAGCUCAACGUUAAUUCUCACAAAGCUCCCCGAUUUCGGCGCAAAUCCAUCGGCUAGUGACAACCGGGGGAAAAAGGAAUUUCUCAGUAAAAGUACCAACUGUAACCCGUUCCCCAAGAUCGAAGAUGUGACUUUAAAUUAUUUUAGGCCCAGAAGAGCUGCAGAGUUAGUGUAUAGGAGUGGGUGGGGAAAUGUGCAAAAAUAGUCGGAAACAAUGUUGAACCAAGUUGUACAAUUAUAAGGUAUGGUGAUUCGGAAAUUUAGAUAUUUUCAACAGAGGUUAUUUUUGGCAAUAUUUAUUAUUAAAACA